AGAGCAUCCAAACAGAGCGAUUGAAGUUGUAAUGGAGUCGCUGGAUUAACAGCCAAAGAGAGCAGCCAGGGAGAGAGGGAGUGAGAGAGCGAGAGCGAGAGCGUGGAAGAGAGAGGGAUUGACAGCAUAGGGCUUGGCUUAGACUACAAAACGGGCAAGAUUAUAUGAAAACACAGCCAGCACACACUCUGGCAGCCGGGACCUCCGUCGCGACGGCAGCACUCAAAAAACAGGGUGUAGCCCAGUGCGCAGGCGCUGCGCAGCAUCUGCGCGAUGCUGGCGACAAAGCGACAAAGCAGCACGAGAAUGGAUGCUGGCGCCGCAGUCGCAGCGACCGCUUGGCUGAGAGGGCCAAGGCAGGCUACAAAAACAAAACGCACGUCAGUACGAAUUCUGUGAAUAUCUAUGCAGGACAGCACGGAGCGAACGGCGUGCAAAAGCUGAGCCACAAUCGGCUCAUGGACAACAUCAGCUGCAUGGGUGCAGCUCAGAGCUAGGCACACGAGCUCUGUUCCAGCUCAGCUGCUCUGCCGCGCAACUGCUGUCGCUGCCGCUGCCUAGGCUGGCGUCGCAGUCGGAGCGAGUGCGCCUCAUCUGCGUCGGCGCUGGCGCUGCGCAGCUGUGCGUCGAGUGUAGAGUUAUUGCAUUGGCAGUUUUAGCUCAACGCAGGUACUAAAAGCCGAGGCGAAUAGGAGAAAAACUCGACACGGAGGCUGCUCUCUGAACUAC
Drosophila mojavensis is the source of this 729-nucleotide messenger RNA. RefSeq lists its product as uncharacterized. The record is from RefSeq and is a predicted model, not a curated record. The transcript has 2 exons. Bases 165 to 497 code for a protein of 110 amino acids. NCBI's taxonomy places the organism in Eukaryota, Metazoa, Arthropoda, Insecta, Diptera, Drosophilidae.